This is a messenger RNA of Letharia lupina, 1998 nucleotides long. RefSeq lists its product as uncharacterized. The transcript is spliced from 2 exons. Lineage: Eukaryota; Fungi; Ascomycota; Lecanoromycetes; Lecanorales; Parmeliaceae. Bases 1 to 1998 code for a protein of 665 amino acids. The record is from RefSeq and is a predicted model, not a curated record.
AUGGACCAUCAAUCAUACACACCACAACCAUAUUGCAUACUUACCGUGGCAGAAAGGCUACUACCUAUUGUCGGACUAUCAGGACAGCUGGACUCAUUCUUCCAGAACAUCACUCCCCAUCCAGAUGAGUGUGUUGAGAGAUGGAAAGUAGAAGUCCAGCGCGAUUAUGACCAACUAAUCGCAUUGGGUGGACGGCCUACUCGUUCUAUAAGACCACAAUUCAUCUGGAAAGUCACUAUCGUGGAUGGCAUGUUUAGUUACAGAGACGAAGAUAAUAAAACUGAUGUGACUCAGGAGGUGGAUGUGACCUUGGAUGAAGAGGGUCUUGCACAUACCCACUGGAGUGAGGAAUGGGCUAAAUGGGCGGAAGAAUUGAGGCGGUGGCAGAAGUUCAAGGAAGACCAGCAGAGGCACAAUCAACUUGGUCGAUCGGAGACGGAUUUGGAGCUCGAGAAUACGGACGUGGAUUUGGUUGAGGUAUUGUCCAAGUUAGACGACUGGCAGUUAUUUGAAUUCGUCCAACAGAAAAAGGUUCAUGAUGCGGAGAGGUUUCAUGAACAAUGUCAACAAGAAAUUGCGAGACUUGAGGAUGCAAUGGUCACUGCAAGGGCUGCAAAACCAAUGCGAGCAGUCGAAGAACCGCAUGGGGGGUGGAUGUGGCAAAUGGAGACACUGCAAAAAGAAUUAGAGGCUUCCCAAGAAGAACUGAUGUGGGUUAAAAGUCAGUGGACGGAGGUGCUAGCAGAAGCUAGUCAUUCGAUUGCCGCAUCGCCGAAGCUUCAAAAACAGUUAGAAGAGAAGCUUGAGAAGCAGACCAACAAGAUAUACCGCCACCUACAGCAAAGGGAAGCCAGACCGAGCAAUGCGGUUCAUCGUCCCGAUACCACGGCUGACUUCCCUCAGAGACUUCAACAUUGGAUCUCGGAAAGCUCCGCCAUUACCGCCGAACUGUGGGAUUGGAGGAUCUUCAUGGCUUGGCGACGAAAUGUAAAAGGCGCUGACACUAAAAAACAGGAGGAGCAGAAGCAACCUUUUCAAGUUGACGCAGAUGCAAAGCUCUUUGAGGACCUUGUGAAAUAUUGCCAGUACGAACUUGAUAAAGCAAGCAGCUGGGUCUACUCUUGGCGCUGUCGAGCGAGUCACUACGCGGGAGCGAAGAAGAGCACUGCGCUACAAGAGAGAAUAGAAUCUCUGCUUGCAGAUGACGAAGACGACGAUUAUCAAGAAGCACGAGCAUAUGCCUAUGCGCAACCUCAAGUCACAGAAUCUGACCAGGCAGAAAUCUAUGCGAAGCAGGCGGAACAGAAGGUUUCGGACGCUGCGAAGCGACUCGAGCGAGCUCAACAACAAUUGCAAAAUAUUCUUGCACGUCGUGACCGACCCUCCACGGGUGAAAUACCAGCGGAAGACUCGGAAGCCCAACUACCACCUACACCGGCACAAUCACAGUCUUCUAAGGGGAGUCUUCCCAAGAAUCAGAAACCUUCGAAUAAGAGUAGCACCGCUGGAAAAGAUCAUCGGCGAUCGAAGAAGAAGGAAGCAAGGAAAAGGGGAGCCAACUUAAGCAACACCAACACACAACAGCAGACCCUUCCAGACUUUUCUUCCGGUUCAGAUCAAUUCAAAAUAGACGAUGAUAUCGAGAUGUCAGACGUCCUGGAGGACACAAUCAUGUCAGAUAGCAAAGAUCCUCCCAAUCACAUCCCACCAUCUUCAUCGAAACUUAUCACACCGCCCUCGUCCAGCCCCCAUGCUUCGACAUCGAGGAAGACUCGCUCUUCUACAAAACUUAAUCAGCCUCUCUCUGAUAAGGUCUCCAAGAAGAUGAACACAAACAAAAAGCCGACCAAAAAGUUCAAGGGCUUUACAGAACUACAAGUCACGACAUUGCUGAACGCUGCAUCGACCAGCCGUCCUUGCACCAAUUCUAUUGCACCAAGGAGAAGUGAACGGCUCAAAGAGAAAGCUGCAAUCUCAAAGAGGAGGGUGUGCACAUAA